UGAUACAGAAAUACAGAACACAUGUAGGAAAUCCACGCAGACGAAUUUGGAGUUGGCAUGGCCAUGGAUAUUAAGAAAAUUUUGUAUUUAGUAAUGCUGUUGUCCCAAUGUCAAGCUGGCAGACACAAGUAUAGAACUCUGGAAACAAUGAUGGAAACAUAUAAGAGUUGGCAUCUAAACCCACGACAUAAGGAUUGGACAGGUAAACAUAUGAUUCUUGCUACAGGAGAGGUUAAACUAAGUGGUAAAUCAAAAAUUGUGUCAGUAAAAUGUCACUACGAUACAGUUGGAGGCCUGGCUAAUAACAUAGCUGAUUGGACUUCCUUUUUCAUUGUAUGGUGGAGUGCCAAACAUAUGGCUAGUGAUAAACCCAGGUGGCCUAAACCAUCUGAUGAUUUCAAAAUGAUUGGAGGUGCAGGGUAUCUGGAUUAUGAUAAAAUGGGUUUAACUAACAUAAGAUGGCAACCCAGGAGAGAUCUUAUAAAAGAAGUUAAGCCUCAUAUAUUGUGUGCUGCAGAAAAUCAGGGUGGAGACCAUAAAUUAGAAAAAAUGCAUAAAUGGAGAACUGAUUAUCUGCAAAUGUACUUCAUAAUGGAUAAGUGUGACUCUCCUGGCCAAUUUCGAUGUGAGGCUUUAGUAAAGGUUAGAGGAAGAAACGAUUUUAUAGGACAUCCUGUCUAUGCUUAUUUUAAUGCAGAUAAAGCUAAGGAUGGAGGAGUAAGUUCAAAAUGUGAUAAACAAAAGAAAAAUGAAAAUGAGGAGAAACAGUACCUCCAACUUUUGGACACUCUGCCAGACCUCUACUUGGAAUCUGCAAGAUUGUCUUAUAUUGCAUCAGUUUCAAAACAAAGAUCAUCAAAGAGUAGGGGUGGCUAUACUGAAAUAACUGCAAAAUAUGAAGAAAUUAAAGGAUUACGAUACAUGAAGUUACAGUGCAAAGUGGAUACGAAGGAAAUCAAAGCAAAAAUUAUUAGGGUAGCUGAGUUUUACUUCUUCUAUCAGCCAUUGGAUGACUGGCCAAAUGCACGAGUGAUUUUGGCUGGCCUGGUGAAGAAAAAAGCAUUAUUUGUACAUCCAUACAGAUUUCGAAUGUUUCCCCCAUUUCGUAUUCUGCUGGAUAAAAAGAAACGUGCAGCUUGGGAUGGUAGAACAGGCAGUGCAAAUCUAGCCUAUUUUUCAAUUUCCAUACCAAUGGAUCUGUGUGAUACUCUUACGGGGACAUUCCAAUGUCAGGCUAAAAUAUUGUCCACUGGUUUCUCGGAGCACAAUAAUGCAUCAUUGGUAACAGGAUGGUACAAACUAGAUCACUCCCAUUUAUCCAAAAAGAGUAAAAACUGUGGGAAAAAAGGAGGACCAAAAGUUGAAGAUGCAAAAAAAGAAGGAAACACUGGAGCUGAAGAUGAAGAAGAAAAAGAUGCUGGCUCCAUAUCACCAACUUUACAGCCGUUAUUUAAAACUGAGGAGGAAUCAGGAGGGGGAGGAGGGGGAGUUGCCAUUGGAAUUAUCUGUGCCCUGGUUGUGCUAGGAGUCAUUGGUUUUGUAGCUUACAAAAUGUACAUGAAAAAGAAAGCAGGAGAAGGCAAUAAGGAUGAGAGUGAAACAAGACCGAUUAACCCAGCGGCAGGAAGGGGAAGAGGUCGAGGGAGGGGUCGAGGACGUGGAGGAGGGCAGAAAAGGCCUAGUGAAUGAAGUCAUGGUUCCAGAUUGGCCUAAGAUUGCCAAAAACUUUUAAAAACUUGAUGUACCGAAAGGAAGUUCAUCAUUCACUUGUAUAGUUACCUAAAUGAUGGGAAUCACAGAAGAUAUGAAUGCAAGUAAAAUGCCAAUCUCAAAUGGAAGAAGCCUCUACACUGUGCCACCUUUCAUUUUUUUAUUGUCAGUUCAAAAUAUAUUGACUUUCUUUGAUUUCAUGUUUUUAUGAAAAUGUGGAUAAUAAAAUAAAGAAGAUUUACACAAAACAAUUAGCUUCAUGUCUUAUUUUGUUAUA
This is a messenger RNA of Saccostrea cuccullata (small rock oyster), 1987 nucleotides long. RefSeq lists its product as uncharacterized. The coding region runs from base 58 to 1689 and encodes 543 amino acids. The transcript has 15 exons. NCBI's taxonomy places the organism in Eukaryota, Metazoa, Mollusca, Bivalvia, Ostreida, Ostreidae. The record is from RefSeq and is a predicted model, not a curated record.